Serendipita indica DSM 11827 is the source of this 345-nucleotide messenger RNA. Lineage: Eukaryota; Fungi; Basidiomycota; Agaricomycetes; Sebacinales; Serendipitaceae. The record is from the annotation of a GenBank genome assembly.
AUGUUUCACUGGGCAACUGGAAUCCCCUUUCACAACGAGCUCCAUGCCGGUGCAUACGACGACCUCACGUUUUGGGAACAGAUUGACGAUGGGGAACAGUAUACCCCAGCAAAGAAGUUUCUCAUCUGUACCCCCAUAUUACUGUUCCUCCUCUCGACUCACUACACCGAUUAUAAUCCCUGGGUAUUUGCCAUCAAUUUUACGGCGUUAAUGUUUUGCUUGUUCCCAAAGCUUCCAAUAUUACACGGCAGACGAGUCCGUGUUCUCCCGGGUGAUGCCUCUGGCUUUGCGACUCCAGCAGGGUCUGGAGCAAUUACGCCUCGACAAAUGUCUUUUCGCAAAUAG